GGCACUGACACAGAAUAGUAGCACUGAUUUUGACUUUCGAUGCUACAAUCAACAGAAUUUUCUUGUUGUUUAGAUAACAAAACCACAAGCCAGUUCAGCCAGUUGAGAUUGUUGUAAAUUACUGGAAAGGUACUUAUAAUGUUUCAAGAUAUAAUAUACAAUAAACAAAAUUUAUAGAGACUUGAGAAAAAGGUGAUAUUUAAAAUUAUACAAACUAAAACCAUGUCAUAUCAACUAUAUAGAAAUACAACUUUGGGGCACACAUUGCAAGAGAGUUUGGACGAAUUGAUACAGUAUGGACAAAUAACUCCACAGUUAGCUUGCAAAGUACUAUUGCAGUUCGACAAAUCCAUUAAUCAAACACUAGCGACUCGAGUUAAGGCAAGAUUGACAUUCAAAGCUGGUAAAUUGAAUACCUAUCGAUUUUGUGACAACGUAUGGACAUUUAUGCUCAAUGAUGUGGAGUUCCGAGAGGUUCAAGAGAUUACAAAAAUUGACAAGGUUAAAAUUGUUGCGUGUGAUGGCAAAAAUGUCAAUGAAGAAGGAAGUUCAAAAAAAUAAUAUGAAUAAUUGACUAUUAUUGGCUGCAUGUAAAUAGAUUGAUAAAACUUUCAAAAAUACACUUCUAGAAUUAUGA
Molecule: messenger RNA, 637 nt
Organism: Leptinotarsa decemlineata (Colorado potato beetle)
Lineage: Eukaryota; Metazoa; Arthropoda; Insecta; Coleoptera; Chrysomelidae
Gene: TfIIA-S
Product: general transcription factor IIA subunit 2
Biological process (GO): transcription initiation at RNA polymerase II promoter
Cellular component (GO): transcription factor TFIIA complex
Source: RefSeq, a predicted model, not a curated record